Molecule: messenger RNA, 5759 nt
Organism: Megalopta genalis
Lineage: Eukaryota; Metazoa; Arthropoda; Insecta; Hymenoptera; Halictidae
Product: Suppressor of ER stress-induced death
Biological process (GO): peptide catabolic process; proteolysis
Cellular component (GO): membrane; cytoplasm
Molecular function (GO): peptide binding; metalloaminopeptidase activity; zinc ion binding
Source: RefSeq, a predicted model, not a curated record
AGUUGCGCGCUAACCACCGCAUGGUGUGGGACUUUCUCGCGGCGAUUCGAGUCGAUCUUCAUCCUGUGUUGCUCUCCGGUGUAAAUCUAUUUUAAACUCGAAUCUAAGAACCAAUCAUCAUAAUCAAAGUUCCAAUUUGCAAACGUUUGAUGAUUGUUCAGUUUUCGUUCGAAACUGUUCGGUUAAUUAAAACAGUUUUUUCGUAUAUAUUCAAUUGGGAGAAAUAACGGGUGACUGUGCAUGGUCUUCACAUGAUAUGACCCAGUCUCGCGAGGUUUUAGGAAUGAUGGAUGAUCAUCACACGACUACGUUCGGGCGGAAACGAGGAUGCACGGUGUCACCUUGCGGUGGUUUCCUUCUGGGCGCGGCAUUCCUUACGGCCCUGGUAGUGACGGGACUGUUGGUCUAUCAUUUCGCCCCGUGCCUGGAGGAAAAGCUCGUUAAAUCGUGCAAUGAUCUCAGGAAUUCCGUAUUCGAGCCGCGCGGCAUGUUCCCCACGGACUUUUCAGUCAAGAAGAAACUUGACGUCAGAUUGCCCAGAUCGGUGCUACCAGAUAGUUACGAGCUGAGGUUGAUACCGUUUAUAUGGGAGGGAAACUUCACUUACCAUGGCGAGGUGAAGAUUCUUGUGAACGUGACCGAGGACACGAAAAAUGUGACCUUACACGCGGCCAGCAUGGACAUCGACGAAAGUUUCACGAAUAUCAGAGAAUAUUCAGCCACAAGCAAUGCAACCAAAGCGAUCGGAAUAGUCGAGCAGAGGAACGACACUGAGCGGCAGUUUCACGUGAUUAAAACCUCAGACACGUUGAAAGGGGGCAAGCAGUACUUUGUGCAUCUCAAGUUUGUUGGUUAUUUGAACGAUUACUUGCAAGGCUUCUACAGGAGCUCCUACACUGUUGGCAAUGAGAUCAGAUGGAUCGCCACCACUCAAUUUCAAGCGACGGAUGCACGACGCGCUUUUCCUUGCUUCGACGAGCCUGCUUUGAAAGCUCGUUUCCAGAUCAGCAUUGCCAGACCGACGAACAUGACGUCUAUAGCGAAUAUGCCAAGAAAGGGAGAACCGAUGCCAGUGCCAGGAUUACCAUCCUAUGUGUGGGACCAUUACGACCGUUCGGUACCAAUGUCCACCUACCUGGUAGCCUUCAUAGUUUCCGAUUUCAAAAUGUUGAAAUCGGAGUCUGGAAAUUUUCGAGUCUGGGCACGCAAUGAGGCCAUCGAUCAAGCUCACUACAGUUUGAAGAUAGGCCCGAAGAUUCUUGAGUAUUUCGAGAAUUACUUCAAAAUUAAAUUCCCCCUGCCGAAGAUUGAUAACGUAGCUCUUCCUGACUUCGCGGCUGGUGCCAUGGAGAACUGGGGUCUGAUCACUUACAGGGAAACAGCACUGUUAUACCAAGAAGGAGUUUCGACCAGUAACAACAAACACCGAGUGGCCAGCGUAGUUGCUCACGAACUUGCUCAUCAAUGGUUUGGAAACUUGGUAACUCCAAGUUGGUGGACAGACCUUUGGUUGAACGAAGGGUUCGCCAGUUACGUCGAGUACGUCGGCAUGGAUGCAGUGGAACCGGCUUGGAAAGUUUUGGAGCAGUUUGUAGUCCACGAUCUUCAAAUCGUUUUUGGACUGGACGUUUUGGAAUCGUCGCAUCCUAUAUCCAUUAAAGUUGGACAUCCCGAUGAGAUUAGUGAGAUCUUCGACAGGAUAUCAUAUGAAAAAGGUGCUUCCAUAAUCAGAAUGAUGGAUCAUUUCCUUACUACCCAAGUCUUCAAACAAGGAUUAACGAACUACUUAAAUGGAAAAGCUUAUCAAAGCGCGGAACAGGAUGAUCUGUGGGACGCUUUAACGAAGCAAGCACACAAGGACAAAGUUCUAAGUACAAGCGUAACAAUAAAGCAAAUUAUGGACACGUGGACUCUUCAGACUGGAUUCCCGGUGGUCACAAUAAUUCGAAAUUACAAGAAUGGUUCAGCAAUGCUAACGCAGGAACGUUUCCGGCUUGACAAUGGUACUAUAAAAACCACAUCCGAGACUGAGCCGAUGUGGUGGAUACCAAUCACCUAUACAACUGAGAAAUUAUUAGAUUUCAACAAGACCCAGCCAUCCGAAUGGAUAAAAGCCGAGAAAUCGAUUAUUAUGCCGAAAUUGAAUGCUGGUCCGAAUGAAUGGACAAUCUUCAAUGUUCAGGAAACCGGAUACUACAGAGUGAACUACGAUAGGACGAAUUGGCAGAUGAUUAUUAAUCAAUUAAACAAGGAAUCAUUCAGAGAUAUAUCAACGAUCAAUCGAGCACAGCUGAUCGAUGAUGCCUUAAACUUAGCUAGAGCCGGAAGAUUAGAUUAUGCUACCGCCUUGGAUGUCACAUCAUACUUGGCACACGAGACUGAAUAUUUACCCUGGAAGUCUGCUUUCACUGCCAUGCAUUACUUAAAUGACAUGCUGGUCAAGAUGCCUGGUUACGAUAAGUUCCGAGUGUACAUUUUGAAAUUGAUCGACAACGUGUACAAACAAGUCGGUUUCAAGGAUAACCCUGAUGAUCCACAAUUAACAGUGUUAACUCGUAUCAAUGUACUAACAUGGGCAUGUAAUUUUGGUCACGAGGACUGCGUUCAAAAUGCCAGAAGUCAGUUUUAUAAUUGGCGCAAUAUGCCCAAUCCAAAUAGAAAUAAUCCAAUUGCACCCAACUUAAAGUCUGUGGUUUACUGUACUGCCAUUCGGGUUGGCGGGCAAACUGAGUGGAACUUUGCUUGGCAAAUGUACCAGCAGACGAACGUAGGUUCUGAGAAAGAUCUGCUACUGAAUGCACUUGGUUGCGCUCACGAAACAUGGCUUCUCAGUCGAUAUUUGGAAUGGACGGUUACUGAGAACUCGGGUAUCAGGAAACAGGAUGCUAGGCGAGUACUGGGCUCGGUUUCCAAUCACCCUAUUGGACAGUCUUUGGCGUUCAAUUUCUUCAGGAACAAGUGGACCCGUCUCAAAGAAUACUUCGGAUUAUCCCCGAUCACUAUCAACAAUAUCGUGAAGUCAGCUACCAAGGGUAUAAACUCCCAAUACGAACUCAAAGAUCUAUUGCAGUUUACAAAUGAACACAAGGAAGAUUUCAGCACCACUACAAGAACAAUUCAGCAAGUGAUUGAGCAGUCUGAAUUGAAUAUCAGAUGGUUGAAAAAUAACCAUGAUACAAUCAACGACUGGUUAAAACGAAACACUGCGUAAUGAUGAUAAGGGAAUGAAAACGAAUGGGUAGAGACAAAUCAACUAGGUCUAGAAUGAUUCAAGAAAUGGCUGGUUCUAGAAUGAGAUUUUUGACCAUAUUGGAUUUGUUCAGUCGUUGGAGCGUUUUUAGAAAUAUUAUCGAGUCAGCCGUACAUUCGUGUGCAUUCUUAUCGUAUAGGAAACGCAGAACCUAUAGUUCCCUCGGGACCUUAUAUCUAUAUAUACAUCUUUUAAAAGAAGUAUUUAUCUAUAUCGUAAUUUGGACGCCAUUUUUGGCGUCCCUAAAUUCUCGAAAAUUGCAUAUUUGAGCUGUUUAAAGUAGAAAUGGUGUAAAUCAGAAAAGUUAAUUUGUGAAUGACGAAGAAUAAAUUAAAGAUUUUGAAAAAUGCAAUAACAUAAAAUAUUGUCACAACUCUUUUAUAUAAGUCACUUGCAGGCACCAACUUAAGAUGAGAAAAAAAACCAUACGAAAUAUUAAAUUAAAUAUGAUUUCAUAUUGUUAAAUCAAUCUAGCAAAAAAUUGACUUACAUCGCUUUUGCUUCAAAUGGCUGAUUUAUUGUCAGUCAUAGUUACGACAAUUAUUCCAGGUUUGAGAAGUGUCAAUUUCUGAAUGCCGAGUAUUCAACUGUCUUGAAUUAACGAUAUAGGAACAUACGAACGAACUUAUGGACUGACUUAGAACACAAGCUUCCCGCCAGAGGCGAGGCGUCUUGAAACUUUACAAAAAUUAAUAAGUGUUUUUGUAUGUUCUUGUAAAUACGCGCCGAAUAAUCAUAUACCCAGCGUGUCGCAUGAUAAUAGGUUGAGUCUAAUGAAAUGGAAAUUUAAGUAAAACAAUAGAACGAACCAAGCACUUGCAAACAUGUGCCAAAUUUAUCAUACUUCCAAGCACAAUAUUUAGAACUGUAACGAAUGAAUACAAUAUACAUUCGUACGGUCUUGUCCUAGGAUUUUCAACUGGACAGUUUCAAUUAAUUGGAAUCCGCUUAUUACGGGAUACCUCAUAUUAUACAUGUAAUGGAAUAUUUAGAUGUACAGUGAAUAGGAAGGAUGGAUCGAUCUACACUAGUACAUGUUGAAACGCACCGAUAUGAUUUGGGAAAGAUAUUGUAACGAAUCUCUCGAUCGAUCUCGAAUUGUGUCGUUUCAUAAGCAAAUUCUAACUCGUGCAGUGCGGCUCAUUAACUAUUAACACUCUGUUAAGUCUGCAAGUACAGUGACUCAUCUGUUCAUUUAUAUUAUACAAAAUUCAACAAAUGUUUCGUAUUUCCUUGUCUGUAUUACACUUACAUUCCACACUUUUGUAUUACUUAUCUUAAUUAGUUGUAAAUAGUUUGGUAAGCAAAUUAUGUACGUGCGUGUAAAUGAAUUAUUCGGGUUUAGCAGGGCAGUCCAAGGUUGGAACUGUUUGCAUGGUUUAAAAUCCAAUCCAUGUGUCAUUGUUAAUACACAAUUCGAUAGUAAAAGACAGAGAAACGCCUAUUAAUGGCGUUACUUUUUUGGUUAGUGUUUUCGUCUUUCUGGUAAUGGAAACGGAAUAGAGAAAUUCGAUUUAUUCGAUACUUAUUGAAAACUGUGUUGCUGUAUGUACGAUGAUAAAUCUAAACAAAAAGAAUUUGUUCGAAGGAAUGUUGCAUUUCCUAAAAGACCAUAAUGCUUACGUGAUAUUAGGAAUAUCCAAAGAAGCAACAUCAAUUUAACGUAAACCUAACUCAGGGAUGUUCUAUGCACGUUACUAGAUACGAAGAUGAAGAUCUUCACAAAUUUAAAUAAUUGAAAUUAAUUGAUUCGGAAACGCGAGUGUCCAGCUUAGGAAUACUUAAUGCGGGCACUUUGAAUCUCAUUGAGUCUUUAAGUUCGUGAGUCGUCUGUAAUUCAUUAAAUGUUAUGAUCAUGUUGAUCAAUGAUGUUCAGUGUCUCUAUUAUUCAGUAGUCAUUUAGAAAAUAUACUUAUGCAUAAAAUACCACGAUUAUUUGAUGUAAUUGUUAAUUAUCUAUAAAUUAACGUUUAUUUAGUCUUCUAUUACGUGCACAGUUAUACAGUAACAGAUAGGACUGAAGAGAAUCUAUAUUCUAUAAUAAGUGUGUUAAUAUUAUACUAGAGUUAAUGAAAUCUUCGUAUCUUUUAAAUGCUUCCGUUUACAAAGAAGGUUGCGUUAUCAUAAAUUUAUCUUUGGACAUUUCAUCGAACAUUUGUUCUUUAAUUGUUAUAAUAGUUAAACUGAUCGACUGCUAUACGAUACCGGUUUAUUCUACGUUUAUAAUUUAAGCGAAUAGGAUUAUCAGUAAUCAAUGAAAUUUUGUGUCGUCGAAUCCUGUGUGUUCGUCUAGUGUUAUUUAUCAACUUCAAAUUAUGGUUGUACCGAUAUCUUCCAUGAUAAGUUCGAAAUCUUUCCUAAAUUAUUUAUAACUAAAUCUAGUUGAGGAUUGUUCGAUUGUUCGCAAUUAAUCUAUUAAACAUCGUUUAAUGAAUGUAUAUGCGCAAUUCAAUAAUUUUUGUAUAAUAUUUCAUGUUAAAAAAAUAUGCCAAAUAAUUUUAACAAACAA